Messenger RNA from Diorhabda carinulata, 534 nucleotides. RefSeq lists its product as uncharacterized. The record is from RefSeq and is a predicted model, not a curated record. Lineage: Eukaryota; Metazoa; Arthropoda; Insecta; Coleoptera; Chrysomelidae. The transcript is spliced from 3 exons. The coding region runs from base 74 to 502 and encodes 142 amino acids.
AAGUUUUCUAUUGACAGCGACAAAUUGACUUUAAAGUGACACAAUAUUUUGAAAAAAAGUUAUUUUGGUGAAAAUGCCUGGUGCAGAAUGGUUCACGCCUAUCGCUAGUCAAAAAAUAAAAGAACAUUUCUGGCAAAAAUUAGAAGAUUCUUCACCAAAAGCUGCGCCUGUAGGUUUAGAGAAAACCAUUACUUAUUUUAAUAACAAUAAAAAAGAUGAACAUUUUCAACAAUACGACCGGUUUUUUGCUUCUUCCAGAAUGUUUCCUCUCUGGGAUCCGAGAAAGACUAAAGAAAAUGAAAGAUAUUUGCCGGAUAUAAGAGAAAAUAUUUAUUAUGAGGAGAAAGAUAAACCUGUUCCUGUUUUGUCCUCAAUGAUUUAUGGAAGUCGAAUUAAAUCAGCUUACGAUAGAACUGGAGCUGAAUAUCGAAGAAUAAAUAUAAUGAAAGAUGUCAAAAGCAGAAGUGGUGUAUUCAUUAAAGAAGAAAGAAAACCUAUGUAACAUGAUUCUUAUAAAUAUUUAUUGAAAUCAAA